Emiliania huxleyi CCMP1516 is the source of this 324-nucleotide messenger RNA. RefSeq lists its product as hypothetical. NCBI's taxonomy places the organism in Eukaryota, Haptophyta, Isochrysidales, Noelaerhabdaceae. The transcript has 3 exons. Bases 1 to 324 code for a protein of 107 amino acids. The record is from RefSeq and is a predicted model, not a curated record.
AUGCUCGCGGGCGAGAGGCGGACGACGGUGGUCGUGGGUUCGAAGGCCUUGUCACCGAUCUCGGCGGUGGUUGGCACGGUGACGUUGGUGAGGGAGGAGCAGCGGUGGAAGGCGCCAUCUUCGAUGGAGAGGAGGCCGGCGGGGAGGGUGACGGAGGUGAGGGAGUCGCAGCAGGAGAAUGCGCUGCUGCCGAUGCAGAGUGUCGACGGCCCGGUCGAGGUCACCCCGGGCGAGAACGGUGGCAUUGGGCUCGGGGGGGCGUGGCCCUCCCUGUGGAAGGUCGUGAUGGUCCGGUUGCCACUGCGACUGGCCUUCCCCUGGUGA